UAGAAAUAAAAAAUUACCAUGUUGAAAAGGACUACAAACAAAGUCGAAGCCUAAACCCAUGCAAAGCGCUCUAACUUUAGCCUUCUCUUUCCCUCCGACCUCAGUCAUCGGCACCGCAUGUUCCCUCAGUUCGUUGAAUCUUCACUCUCUCUCUCUCUCUCUUUGUGAUUUUAUUUUAAUAAAUCACAAUUAGAAAGAGAUUUGUAGAAACGUUGAUCGAAUUUGGGAAAAGGCUCCCUAUCUCUCUCUCUCUCUUUUGGACUCAAAUGACUUGCAGUUGUAUAAGCUUGGUUCAUGAACAACUGGCAACUGAUUUAAGUAAAGUGCUUUAUAUACGUUAACCUCCAUGGAUUUCUCGCUCAAGAAAUCGUUCAAGUCCCACGGUUCCUAUAAUAAACACACCAAGAAGAUCUCCGCAGGUGGGGGUUCCCAAACCAGUCACGAACAGCUACCUAUUCUCUCAGAUCAAGACAUUGUCGAAGAUCGUCACCCCCAUAUUUCUAACCAGAUCAUGAACGACGAUUCCACUGACCGGAGCGAGGUCAUUGUAAAAGUCGACGAAGGUGGUGAUUCCAUGGCCGCCGGAGACCCUUCUAAAAAUGCCGGAAAGUAUUGGCGGGAAACUAGCUAUGAUGUAUGGAAGGACCCUUCCGGAGACAAUGUAAACGACAGCAGUGGAGAGGGUGGCGAUGGGAAGAGAAAGAGUUUUAAUUUUGUGCCAGGUAGUAAGCAACAGCAGCAGCAGGGGAUGGAGGAUCCUCCGUCGAAGUUGAUUGGGCAGUUUUUGCAUAAGCAGAGGGCUUCAGGGGACAUAGCAUUAGAUAUGGAUUUGGAGAUGGAGGAGCUCCGCAACAGCCAUGAUCGGGAUUUGCCGCCUUUGGCUGAGUCUCCGAUGAAUGUUUGGCAGUCGAGGGAGCUGAGGGUGUCGUUUAACCCUCCGUUAACGUCGGCGGAUGCCUCCGAUGCAUCUCAGAUAACCGAGUCGAUGCGGCGGCGGUACAAGGAGUCGCCGGGCGACGAGGAGAGUCAAGGACAACAGGGGCAACCUAAUCAUGAUGAGGAAGAGGUUGUGAGGUGUACGUCAAACGCGUCGUUUCAGCGCGAGAUUUCGUUUCAAAGUGGGUCUAGUUUGUUACGGGUAAGGACCAAGUCCAGGCUUAUGGACCCGCCCGAUGAUCCGGAUAGGCGAGCGGAUCGGGUUCCCAGGUCUGGGCAGAUUCCUAAGUCGGGUCAGGUGCAGAAGUCGGGCCAGAUGAAAUCUGGGUUUUUGGGGAAGACUAUGGAGGAGGAAGAGGACGACCCGUUUUUGGAUGAGGACUUACCCGAUGACUUCACUAGGUCGAAUCUUAGUGCCUUGACUCUGAUUCAAUGGGCUAGUUUGGUUUUGAACAUUGGAGCAUUAGCUUGUACGCUUUCGGUACCAUAUUUAAGGAACAAAAACUUGUGGAAGUUGAAGCUAUGGAAAUGGGAGGUCUUGAUUGCGGUUCUGAUUUGUGGGAGGUUGGUCUCGGGUUGGGGGAUUCGGAUUUUGGUUUUCUUCAUAGAGAGGAAUUUUGUUUUGCGUAAAAGGGUUCUGUAUUUCGUUUAUGGUAUUAGAAAAGCUGUUCAGAAUUGCUUAUGGCUGGGCCUUGUUUUGAUUGCUUGGCACUUUUUGUUUGAUAAAAAAGUUGAGAGAGAGACUAGAAGUGAGGGUCUCAAAUACGUGACUAAAGUAUUGGUUUGUUUUUUGGUGGGUACUUUGCUUUGGUUGGUGAAGACCCUCAUAGUAAAAGUGCUUGCUUCUUCAUUCCAUGUUAGUACCUACUUCGAUAGAAUUCAGGACUCGCUUUUCAACCAGUUUGUGAUUGAAACGCUUUCGGGUCCACCAUUGAUUGAGAUUCACAAAACAGAGGAAGAGGAUGAGAGACUUGCCGAUGAGGUUCAGAAGCUCCAGAAUGCUGGGGUCACUAUACCACCUGACCUUAAGGCUGCGGCUUUGUCAUCCGGGCUUACUCCCCCGAGAGCGAGUCGAGUCAUCGGGAGUGGACGGUUGUCGAAGACAAAGAAUAGUGCCAAACUCUCUCGGGUACUUAGCAAGACGCCAGAGGGAAUAACAAUUGAUCACUUGCAUAAGUUGAAUCCCAAGAAUGUAUCCGCCUGGAAUAUGAAAAGGCUUAUGAAAAUGGUGCGAAAUGGUUCUCUUACUACGCUUGAUGAGCAGAUUUUGGAUACGACCCAUGAUGAUGAUUCUGGUAAGCAUAUCCGGAGUGAAGUUGAGGCCAAGGCUGCGGCCAAGAAGAUAUUUCAUAAUGUGGCUAGGCGGGGCUCCAAGUUUAUCUACCUUGAGGAUUUGAUGCGUUUCAUGCGAGAAGACGAGGCUCACAAGACCAUGAGUCUCUUUGAAGGGGCAGCUGAGACGCAAAGAAUCAGCAAAUCUUCCCUGAAAAACUGGGUGGUUAAUGCAUUCAGAGAGCGGAGAGCCCUAGCCUUGACACUAAAUGACACCAAAACUGCUGUCAACAAACUUCAUCACAUGGUGAACAUAAUAGUUGCUAUUGUUAUAGGAGUCAUAUGGCUUCUUGUACUGGGAAUUGCCACUAGCAAAUUUCUACUUUUCGUCAGUUCGCAGCUAGUCCUUGUUGCAUUUGUUUUUGGAAACACUUGCAAGACAGUUUUUGAAGCCAUUGUUUUCUUAUUUGUGAUGCACCCUUUUGAUGUCGGAGACCGGUGUGAAAUUGAUGGAGUUCAGAUGGUUGUAGAAGAAAUGAACAUCUUAACUACAGUUUUUCUAAGGUAUGACAACACGAAGAUAAUAUUCCCCAAUAGUACUCUUGCCACAAAGGCCAUCAACAACUUCUACCGUAGUCCAGACACAGGAGAUGGUAUUGAAUUCUGCAUCCACGUAGCUACUCCGGCAGAUAAGAUCGCCGCUGUGAAACAGAGAAUAACGAAUUAUGUUGAGAGCAAGGUGGAGCAUUGGUAUCCUGCGCCAAUGAUUAUAAUGAAGGAUCUUGAAGAACUAAACAGGGUAAAAAUGGCUGUCUGGUUGUGCCACAAAAUGAACCACCAAGACAUGGGUGAAAGGUAUUCAAGAAGAUCUCUUCUGAUAGAAGAGAUGGUUAAGACAUUCCGGGAACUUGACAUUCAAUAUCGCCUUCUUCCGAUGGACAUUAAUAUCUGCACCAUGCCAACUGUGACCUCUACUCGGCUUCCCAAUAAUUGGACUGCAACUACAAGCUGAGAAAAUGAAGAAGACUACCUAACAGUAACUUGAUAACCACUGAGCCAAGGAAAGGAAGUGAGAGAGUCCCGGAGGCGGUUGGAUUGUGUUCAUAAGAAAGAGUAGUAGGAUUUUAUGUAGAGAAUUAUGUUGUUUUAGUUGGUUGAGCUCCAGAGGAAUUACGAAUUAGUGGCUUCUAAUGCAAACAGAGAACUUUAGCUGAUUUGUUUUUGUUUACGUUUUGUAUGUCUUGUUAGUUUAUGAAAUAAUAUCAAUUUUACGAUUUUGUGUAAA
Molecule: messenger RNA, 3493 nt
Organism: Humulus lupulus (European hop)
Lineage: Eukaryota; Viridiplantae; Streptophyta; Magnoliopsida; Rosales; Cannabaceae
Product: mechanosensitive ion channel protein 6-like
Exons: 7
Coding region: 347-3220 (957 amino acids)
Biological process (GO): transmembrane transport; monoatomic anion transport
Cellular component (GO): plasma membrane
Molecular function (GO): mechanosensitive monoatomic ion channel activity
Source: RefSeq, a predicted model, not a curated record